Molecule: messenger RNA, 396 nt
Organism: Symbiodinium natans
Lineage: Eukaryota; Dinophyceae; Suessiales; Symbiodiniaceae
Source: the annotation of a GenBank genome assembly
AUGGCUCCAUGGCUUGUCAAGGGUCUUGAGAUAGGGCUUCAGGCAUUAUGGGGCUUGCAGGGGGAGCUUCACUUGGGCGUCUUGGCCAAGAGGCUGCAAUGGCAGGCAGCCGUAUCUGUGCUGUUCGAGGCGGUGCAGGGCAGGAUGGUCCCACACCUGAGCAGCUGCAGCGCCUGCAUCAAGGCCUGUGGGCAAGCCCGGCAGUGGCAGCUUGCCCUGCAGCUCUUAUCCCACAUGCCUGGCAACCUGCGUCCGAACGUCAUCAGCUGGAACUCGGCCAUCGGUGCUUGCGACCGAGGCCGGCAGUGGCAGCUUUGUCUGCAGCUCUUUGCGGAGAUGCCAGCUGCCCGGGUUGCACGUGACGUCAUCAGCCACAGCUCCGAUCUCAAUGCUUAG